Messenger RNA from Rhea pennata, 2003 nucleotides. RefSeq names its product V-type proton ATPase catalytic subunit A-like. Lineage: Eukaryota; Metazoa; Chordata; Aves; Rheiformes; Rheidae. The coding region runs from base 114 to 2003 and encodes 629 amino acids. The transcript is spliced from 14 exons. Gene Ontology annotation, molecular function: ATP hydrolysis activity; proton-transporting ATPase activity, rotational mechanism; ATP binding. Gene Ontology annotation, cellular component: lysosomal membrane; proton-transporting V-type ATPase, V1 domain. The record is from RefSeq and is a predicted model, not a curated record. Gene Ontology annotation, biological process: proton transmembrane transport; ATP metabolic process.
CGGAGGACGCGGGCACCUUGGCCGGGGCCGGCGGCGGCCGGGUGCUGUUGACUGUACACAGCCCGCGGCCGCCGCUAUCCGGCGCCGGCUCCGGCCGCCCGGCUCGGCCAUAAAUGCCGACGGCUCGCAGCGGCCGCUCCGCUCGCGCCAUGGAGCCGCCCCUGCCGUCCCGCCUGGCCGAGGCCGAGAGCGAGAGCCAGCUGGGCCGCGUCCACGGCGUCUCGGGGCCCGUGGUGACCGCCAGCAGCAUGGCCGGCGCCGCCAUGUACGAGCUGGUCCGCGUGGGCCACGCUGAGCUGGUGGGGGAGAUCAUUCGGCUCGAGGGCGACCUGGCCACCAUCCAGGUGUACGAGGAGACCUCGGGUGUCUGCGUGGGCGACCCGGUGCUGCGCACGGGGAAGCCACUCUCCGUGGAGCUGGGUCCCGGCAUCAUGGGCUCCAUCUUCGACGGGAUCCAACGUCCCCUGAAGGACAUCACGGAGCUGACCAAAACCAUCUACAUCCCUCGGGGCAUCAACAUCCCCGCGCUGGCCCGCGAUGUCAUGUGGGACUUUGCUCCCAGCAAGAAUGUCUGGGUGGGGAGCCACGUCACCGGCGGAGACGUCUACGGUGUGGUGACCGAGAACUCACUCAUCCAGCACAAGAUCAUGGUGCCGCCACGGAGCCGGGGCACCGUCACCCACAUCGCGCCCCCGGGGCACUACGACAUCUCUGACGUGGUGCUGGAGCUGGACUUUGAGGGCACCAAGGAGAAGCUGACCAUGAUGCAGGUCUGGCCUGUAAGACAGACCCGGCCCGUGGCGGAGAAGCUGCCGGCCAACUACCCACUGCUGACGGGCCAGAGGGUCCUGGAUGCCCUUUUCCCGUGCGUCCAGGGCGGCACCACGGCCAUCCCGGGAGCCUUCGGCUGCGGCAAGACCGUCAUCUCACAGUCGCUGUCCAAGUACUCCAACAGCGACGUCAUCAUCUACGUGGGCUGCGGCGAGCGGGGCAACGAGAUGUCCGAGGUGCUGCGGGACUUCCCGGAGCUCACCAUGGAGGUGGACGGGAGGACGGAGACCAUCAUGAAGCGCACGGCGUUGGUGGCCAACACCUCCAACAUGCCCGUGGCCGCCCGCGAGGCCUCCAUCUACACGGGCAUCACCCUCGCCGAGUACUUCCGCGACAUGGGCUACCACGUCAGCAUGAUGGCCGACUCGACGUCGCGCUGGGCCGAGGCGCUGCGCGAGAUCUCGGGCCGCCUGGCCGAGAUGCCGGCGGACAGCGGCUACCCGGCGUACCUGGGCGCCCGCCUGGCGUCCUUCUACGAGCGAGCGGGGCGGGUGCGAUGUCUGGGCAGCCCCGAGCGCAAGGGCAGCGUCAGCAUCGUGGGCGCCGUGUCCCCGCCGGGGGGGGACUUCUCCGACCCCGUGACUUCGGCCACGCUGGGCAUUGUGCAGGUCUUCUGGGGGCUGGAUAAGAAGCUGGCGCAGCGCAAGCACUUCCCCUCCGUCAACUGGCUCAUCAGCUACAGCAAGUACCUGCGGGCGCUGGAGCAGCACUACGAGCGGCAGCACCCCGACUUCCCGGCCCUGCGCACCAAGGCCAAGGAGAUCCUGCAGGAGGAGGAGGACCUGGCCGAGAUCGUCCAGCUUGUGGGCAAGGCCUCCCUCGCCGAAGCCGACAAGAUCACCCUGGAGGUGGCCAAGCUCAUCAAGGACGACUUCCUGCAGCAGAACGGCUACUCGCCCUAUGACAGGUUCUGCCCCUUCUACAAGACGGUGGGGAUGCUCCACAACAUGGUCGCCUUCUACGAGCUGGCCCGGCACGCCGUGGAGGCCACGGCGCAGGCCGAGCGCAGGGUCACCUGGGCCACCAUCCGCGAGAACCUGGGGGACAUCCUCUACAAGCUGAGCGCCAUGAAGUUCAAGGACCCCGUGCGGGACGGCGAGGCCAAGAUCACCGCCGAUUACGCCCAGCUCCACGAGGAGAUGCAGACGGCUUUCCGCAACCUGGAGGACUGA